ACUGCUACAUGGGUUUAAUGCCUAACCCACCUUCCAGAUUUGGUAGGCGGACAUUUGCCAGUUAACCUUUGCUCCUCCAGCAUCACUUGCUAAACCCUUCAUAGGAAAGCAUUGCAGACAUUCUCAACAACCUUUAAAACCCUUUUUUGUAUGAAUAAAACAGAACACCAGAUAUUUAUGGUACCUUGGAUUACCAAGUUAGAACUUAGAACUGAAGUAUUCAGUAUGCAGGGAUUAUCAAACCCUUUAUCUUAUACUCUAUGCUCAGAAAGUAAAAUUCCUGUCUGGCCAUUUGUCUCACUUUCAUUCUUUGGUGGUGCAUAUGCCCUUCUACCUUAUUUUGUUCUUUGGAGACCACCACCACCACCUGUUGAAGAAGAUGAACUCAAAAGAUGGCCUUUGAAUUUUCUGGAAUCAAAAAUAACUGCUGGGGUAUCACUUGUUGCAGGCCUAGGUCUAAUUAUUUAUGCAGCCUUAGCAAAUGGUGAUGACUGGAAAGAGUUUUACCAAUACUUCAGAGAAAGCAAAUUUAUUCACAUCACAUGCCUUGAUUUUACUCUGCUAUCGACUUUUGCUCCUUUUUGGGUUUACAAUGACAUGACUGCUCGUAAAUGGUAUGAAAAAGGUUAUUCGCUUCUUCCCUUGUCGUUGGUGCCAUUCUUGGGUCCUGCUUUAUAUCUUGUCCUCCGGCCAUCACUAUGGGAAUUACCUGUUUCAGCCGGCUCGACAUCCAAACCGAAGUAGAAGGGAGAAAGAAAAGUCGAAAUUAAUCAAAGAGGACUGCACAAAUUGGAACCUUAACAAUCAGCAUCAAACAUAACUUUCAGAUUGCAAUUAAGUUAAUUAUUCUCA
Messenger RNA from Rubroshorea leprosula, 852 nucleotides. The record is from the annotation of a GenBank genome assembly. Lineage: Eukaryota; Viridiplantae; Streptophyta; Magnoliopsida; Malvales; Dipterocarpaceae.